AUGUAUAACCAAUCCUAAUCUUUAGAUGAGCAAUCAUCAAUUUUAUUAGAGGAUGAAAUAGACUUUUAAAAUCUAGAAAUGCCAUAACUUACAAGAAGGAAUGGAAGUAUCAAUCAUAAUCAAAAAGUACAGGGAUACAUAAUAUUGGAUUAAAUCCCAUAAAAAAUCUAUAUUUAAGAAUAAUGUCCUAUAUGCUUGGAUUAAGAUAAAGAUUUAUUCCCUUUAAAAUGUGGGCAUACCUACUGUAUGAUUGAUAUUAAAAAAUUAAUCGAAUAAUCCUUGGAAUAGGUUAUCCAAUGUCCAAUAUGUCGAGCAUAUUAGUAUUGUCCUACUUAAAAAGAAUUAUACCAAAAUGAACAUGAAUUCUAAUUCAAUGAUCAUAAAUAAUUAGACUCUAAUUGA
Molecule: messenger RNA, 402 nt
Organism: Paramecium pentaurelia
Lineage: Eukaryota; Ciliophora; Oligohymenophorea; Peniculida; Parameciidae
Source: the annotation of a GenBank genome assembly